GUCGGAGAAAUCCGUGUCACGUGCAUCUCAAGUUACUUUGCUGUGGUUGCUCACUAGUCACUAGUCACUCCUGGAAAUUUUAUCUACUUUUCUGCUCGACAGAGAAGAUGAGUUCGGCCACGGUGCUUUGCCAGAGUUCCAAUUGUCCACAUGGGCACCCACCAUCACGGCUCGAGUGCCCCACGUGCAAUAAGCUGGGUAUUCGCGGUUCCUUUUUCUGCGGACAGGAAUGCUUCAAAGGCAACUGGAAAACCCAUAAAAUCAUCCACGAUCUCGCACGUUCCCCAGCUACUGCGGCGAACCCAUCACAAGACGGCACUUUCCAUCCUUUCCCAAACUUCGAUUACGCGGGUACUCUAAGACCCGUAUACCCCCUCUCUCCAAAGCGUGAAGUUCCAGAAUAUAUUCCACGUCCUGACUACGCAACACACGAAGAUGGAGUACCGACCGUAGAGAUGAAACGAUCGGGUCAGCCUCCCCGUUUAUUGAACUCGGAGGAAAUUGAGAAAAUGAAAUUUGCGUGCAGGCUUGGUCGAGAAGUGUUGGAUAUUGUAGCGGCGAUGGUACGGCCGGGUGUGACCACUGAUGAAAUAGAUGCUGUCGUUCACCAAGCUACGAUCGACCGCAACGCAUACCCGUCACCCUUGAACUAUCGUAAUUUCCCGAAAUCCGUCUGCACCUCCAUCAAUGAAACCAUAUGUCAUGGCAUCCCUGAUCGCAGGAAAUUGCAAGAAGGUGACAUCAUCAAUCUCGGUUUUCAUGCCGACUUGAAUGCCACAUACCCCGUCGGUGAAAUAGACGAAGACUCCAAGAAAUUGAUUCGAACCACUCGACAAUGUCUCGAUGAAGCGAUUAAGAUGUGCAAACCGGGUGCAUUGUUCCGUGACAUCGGCAAAGUUAUCGAGCCAAUUGCACGUGCCAACGGAUGUGCUGUCGUACGGUCGUACACAGGUCACGGCAUUAACGACUUAUUCCACACGGCCCCUAACAUUCCACACUACGCAAAGAACAAAGCAAUCGAACCGCCGAACCUCAUGCACGGUUACAAUCAGAUGAUCAACUUGGGUUCCAAUUGGGACACAUACCAUUGGCCCGACAAUUGGACUGCUACCACAGUGGAUGGGAAACGGAGCGCUCAAUUUGAGGAAACCUUACUUAUCACAGAGACUGGUGUAGAAGUUUUGACUGCGGGGAACACGGAUCUGUAGCUUGUCAUUAUCAUUGCCAAGCAUGCAUUCAGGAUAUAUGUACUUAUAUGUUCUGGUCAGUUUUCUUCCGUCACACUCCGCUCCAAAAUAUUCCCUUCAGCGGCGAGGCACGUCGAAGCCAUCUCGAGAUCGACUGAAUGAACUCGGACUUUUACGGAUGUGACAUGUGUACCCUUAUCUUUCCUCGUUUCCCCUUACGGAAAAAUAUCGUUUCGUCUUUCAGUAU
Molecule: messenger RNA, 1434 nt
Organism: Suillus subalutaceus
Lineage: Eukaryota; Fungi; Basidiomycota; Agaricomycetes; Boletales; Suillaceae
Product: methionine aminopeptidase
Exons: 13
Coding region: 108-1208 (366 amino acids)
Biological process (GO): proteolysis
Molecular function (GO): metalloaminopeptidase activity
Source: RefSeq, a predicted model, not a curated record